GAUUUUUCCUGUUAAAUUGUCACAAAUUGCGCGUCAAAUUUCUGAUUUUUGAUCUCGAAGAUAAGAAAAAAUUUUAAAUUAAUUUUUAAAUUUUUCACAAAAAAUGCCGCUUUUUUCUAAGAAACCAAAAGAGAAAAAAGAAAAAGAAGGCCUGCCGCAACAAAGCAGCUACCCCAGGCAAGCUGCACCAUCAACUUUCCAGCCCCAACAGCCCCCCUACAGUGCUGGCUAUCCCCCUCAACAACCCCCCUUCAAUGCGGGGUAUCCACCACAACCACCCUAUAACACCGGGUACCUGUACAGCCCACAACCACCCCCACCAUAUUCUGCUGAGCCCUGCCAGCAGUCGUAUGCAGCGCCCGUGCAAGCUGUCCCACCACCCACUGUUGUGGUGCACGGGGGCUUCGACGCCGGGGCCAGAUUUGACGGCAACACCCCGGCCAGGAUCCCCAAUAAUAAUAGCAGUUACGAUAAUGAUACCAAUUGCCAGCCACCACCGCCUGGAGCCUUCUACCACCCGGCACAGGCCGCAGCCGCUGCAGGCUGCCAGGUGCAGAUAUCGCAACAGAACGCUGGCUACUUUACCGGCGGUUCCGAUGGCGCGACGAUCUUUUACAACAUCAACAACAUCGAAAUCAACAUCAUCAACUACAACAGCAUCAACAACAACAUCAUCAACAACAACAGCAACAACAACAUUAUCAGCAACUACAACAUCUGCAACAACAACAUCAGCAACAACAAAAAAUAA
Messenger RNA from Helobdella robusta, 751 nucleotides. RefSeq lists its product as hypothetical. Bases 104 to 751 code for a protein of 215 amino acids. The record is from RefSeq and is a predicted model, not a curated record. Lineage: Eukaryota; Metazoa; Annelida; Clitellata; Rhynchobdellida; Glossiphoniidae. The transcript has 6 exons.